Messenger RNA from Psammomys obesus (fat sand rat), 6024 nucleotides. RefSeq names its product TNF receptor associated factor 6 (gene Traf6). The transcript has 8 exons. Bases 342 to 1934 code for a protein of 530 amino acids. The record is from RefSeq and is a predicted model, not a curated record. Gene Ontology annotation, biological process: positive regulation of JNK cascade; regulation of canonical NF-kappaB signal transduction; interleukin-1-mediated signaling pathway. Gene Ontology annotation, molecular function: zinc ion binding; tumor necrosis factor receptor binding; ubiquitin protein ligase activity. NCBI's taxonomy places the organism in Eukaryota, Metazoa, Chordata, Mammalia, Rodentia, Muridae. Gene Ontology annotation, cellular component: plasma membrane signaling receptor complex.
GCUGGGGCUGAGGCUCCGGCCGUCGGCGGACGGAGCGGCCCCGACCCUCGAGCCUGGAGUUUGGCGUCGGAACAACCCGGUCUGGGAUCGCCGCGUGUGUCGGCGGCCCGGGGAAGCCAUCCCGGUCGGCGGUGGCGUCUCGGCGUGCGCGAGCGCCCACAGAAGCCAGAAGGUGUCAGAUCUCCUGGAGCUGGAAGUAUAGGCUAUUGUAAGCCUUCUGACAUGGGUCCUGGGACCAAACUUGGGUCUUCUGGAAGAACUGCGUGUGUUCUUAACCGCCAAGCCAUCUCUGCAGCUACCAAGGAGGGAUCUUGAGCAGAUCGACUGAUAACGAAGCUACUAUGAGUCUGUUAAACUGUGAAAACAGCUGUGGGUCCAGCCAGUCCUCAAGUGACUGCUGUGCUGCCAUGGCCACUUCCUGCAGUUCUGCAAUGAAAGACGACAGUGUGAGUGUAUCUACCUCCACGGGGAACAUCUCCAGCUCCUUCAUGGAAGAGAUCCAAGGAUAUGAUGUAGAGUUUGACCCACCUUUGGAAAGCAAGUAUGAGUGCCCUAUCUGCUUAAUGGCGUUACGGGAAGCAGUGCAAACACCAUGUGGCCACAGGUUCUGCAAAGCCUGCAUCAUCAAAUCCAUCAGGGAUGCAGGUCACAAGUGCCCAGUUGACAAUGAAAUACUGCUUGAAAAUCAACUGUUUCCUGACAAUUUUGCAAAGCGAGAGAUUCUUUCCCUGACAGUAAAGUGCCCAAAUAAAGGCUGUUUGCAAAAAAUGGAACUGAGACAUCUCGAGGAUCAUCAAGUCCAUUGUGAAUUUGCUCUAAUGAAUUGUCCUCAGUGCCAACGUCCUUUCCAGAAGUGCCAGUUUAAUACACACAUUAUUGAGGACUGUCCCAGGAGACAGGUUGCCUGUGUAAACUGUGCUGUGGCCAUGCCCUAUGAAGAUAAAGAGAUCCAUGAUCAGAGCUGUCCUUUGGCAAAUAUCAUCUGUGAAUACUGUGGUACAAUCCUCAUCAGAGAGCAGAUGCCUAAUCAUUAUGAUCUAGACUGCCCAACCGCUCCAAUCCCUUGCACAUUCAGUGUUUUUGGCUGUCAUGAAAAGAUGCAGAGGAAUCACUUGGCACGACACCUGCAAGAGAAUACCCAGUUGCACAUGAGACUGUUGGCCCAAGCUGUUCACAACGUGAACCUCACUCUGCGUCCAUGUGAUGCUUCCUCUCCGUCCCGGGGUUAUCGUUCAGAGGACCCAAAUUAUGAGGAAACUGUCAAACAAUUGGAGAGCCGCCUAGUAAGACAGGACCAUCAAAUCCGGGAGCUGACAGCCAAAAUGGAAACUCAGAGUAUGUAUGUAAGCGAGCUCAAACGAACCAUUCGAACCCUUGAGGACAGAGUUGCUGAAAUGGAAGCACAGCAGUGUAAUGGGAUUUACAUUUGGAAGAUUGGCAACUUUGGAAUGCACUUGAAAUCCCAAGAAGAGGAAAAACCUGUUGUCAUUCAUAGCCCUGGAUUCUACACAGGCAGACCUGGGUACAAGCUCUGCAUGCGCCUUCAUCUUCAGUUACCAACGGCUCAGCGCUGUGCGAACUAUAUAUCCCUUUUUGUCCACACAAUGCAAGGAGACUACGACAGCCAUCUCCCCUGGCCCUUCCAGGGUACAAUACGCCUUACAAUUCUUGAUCAGUCUGAAGCAGUAAUAAGGCAAAACCAUGAAGAGGUCAUGGAUGCUAAACCAGAGCUGCUUGCCUUUCAGCGACCCACAAUCCCACGGAACCCCAAAGGUUUUGGCUACGUAACAUUUAUGCACCUGGAAGCCUUAAGACAGGGAACCUUUGUUAAGGAUGAUACAUUAUUAGUGCGCUGUGAAGUCUCUACCCGCUUUGACAUGGGUGGCCUUCGGAAGGAGGGUUUCCAGCCACGAAGCACUGAUGCAGGGGUGUAGCAUCCAUUUGCUUGUGUUAAAAAACUAGGAACCAUAUGGAGAAAUGGUGUCUUCCUUGCACGGUUCCAAACAAGCAGUGGGAAAGGUGGAGCAUCUAGCAGCACAUGUCUUAUUGAGGUCACUGUCCACUUCUUACUGUCACAAAUAUCUGAGGUAGUUUUCAUAGGAAUCUACAUGUUCCCAGUGUCUUCAGAAACUUAACAUUUGAAGAGCCUGUUGCUCAUGUGUUUGUCAGGGCACCUCUUUACUCUAUUUUCAUGGGCUUUUUUGUCCAUAUACUUUACUGUAAAAAGGCCAGAGUUAGUGUGCUGAAGCUCAAUCAUUUAAUGAUCCUAGGUGCCUUAAAAACUUGAGGCUGUUUUUAGGACAUGUAUGCAGCAUAGUAAAUGAGAGAAUCACUACUGCCUUUGCUGAUGCCAGGGAGACAGUUACUGCUCUGGUGUGGAGUUCUCAUUUUUAUGAUUCCUGUGAAUUUCAGAAGCUCUGAACCGAGAUCCCUGGAAAGCUUAAGUUCUCAUGUCCUCCCUUUCCCAUUGUUCACUAAGGAUCCAGGGACUGGUUUAACCCUUACUUAUUUAGUGUGAACAUAUUGUCUGUUGAGCACCAAGUGUUUCUCUCCCGCUUGCAUAUUUUGAGGCUCCAGGCAGCAGCUUCAGUUUGUAAUGCUGUGUUAAUGUGGUUGCCAACUGUUAAGUGUUAUUGCCAUGUAACCUUUCUUGACUGUUCGUUGAAGCUUGGUUUCUCACCCCUGUGCAUAUCUUCUGUUGCUUGCAAACACAAAAUCACCAGCACAAACAUUAAAAGUAAUUCAGUUCAUCAGCCAUUAAACGGCAUCUCAUGAAUGACAACAGAAACUCUUAGAGCCAGGACACUUCAGCCCUCUUAUGUACCUUUUGAUUUAGCUUAGCUAAUUGAAAUACGGUUGAUUUCCUCAAGGGGCUAGAGAAAUGGCUCAGUGGUAAGAGCACUGGCUGUUCAUCCAGAAGACCCUGGUUCAAUUCCCAUCACCUACAUGGCAGUUCACAAGUGUCUGUAACUCCAGUUCCAGGGGAUCUGAUACCCUCACAGAGACAUACAUGCAAGCAAAACACCAAUGCACAUAAAAUAAAAAUAAAUAAGUAGAUAAAAAUUGAUUUCCUAGUCCAGCUCAGUGCAUUGAUAAGCCUGUUCUGUGGACUGUAUUGGCAUGGCCAGGUGUUCCUAAUAUGGAGAGGUGAUUGUUGUGCUGCUGUGUAUUUGUUAAUGGCCUGUUCGUACACGACACUGUGGAAUCCAGUUCUCAGGAAGCCUGAUUAGAGCCUUUAUAAGAACCGAUGGGAAUCUGUCUACUGCUUGCUGUUUACACAAAAUUAAGUUUUAUGGCAAUUUUUAAAAAAAAGGCAUUUUUAUCUCCAGUUGAAUCAGAGCCCCUGACCAGUGCUCAGAUCUGCUGUGCUUUCCAGAAGACGCUGAGAGACCUUGACUGACGGUUCUGGUUUUCAGUUGCAGCCUGUCCCCUGCCAUUGUCACUUCUUUUUGUUUUUCUCUUUGCUUCCAUUCCACCCAUAAAGGUAAAGUAAAGAUCCUGUCGCUCACUAUUAGCACAAGUUCAUCAUGGGUCAUCAGUUGGGUUUCCUGGUACUAUGUGUCCCUUAGCUGUGCUUCUAGCAGACCUGAGAUGCUUGCAGUACCUCCUACCUAGGGAAACCUGCAUGGCCCCUUCUCCUGUGCUUGUUUCCCAGUGAGUACAUAAAUACAGGGUUUUCUGAAAGUAAGCAGUAGUUAUUUUUGUAUUUAUUUAGAAAAUGCCUGAAGAAGAUUUACGCAGCUACUUGAGGACUUACUUUCUUUACGUAUUCUUAAUUUUUUAAUGUGUUCUAUAAUAAGCAUUUUAUCUGGAGAAAGUUAAGUGUCACCACAGAAUAUCAGCUCCCCUCCCCCUUCGAGUUGAAAAAGGAAAUGAUAUUUUAAUACUUCCUGAUCACUUUUCUAUUUAAAAGAUGUCUGUAUUAGGUAGUAAGAAGAGUCAUUUCAUGCCUUGGGUUUGAAUUUUUUUUUUAAACUCCAGCAUCUUUAGUUUUUUUGCUUAAGUUAAACUUUUCCCAUCUUGCAGUUUGUCCUUCUGUAAAGCAAGUUGGACUAGCUAUUUCUAGCAUCUGUGUUGAGCAGUUCAGUGCUAGCAGCAGAACACUGACAGUGCUCACUAAAAGGCUUCACCUGUUGGAAACUGGUAUGGCUGCCCCUGCUACUCACAAAGGCUUUACUUCAGCAGAAGUGCAUCUGACUUCCAGCAUUUGGUGUCUGUAAAAAGCCAACCAGUUCUUUUAUGAUACUUAGUCGCCAUAAAUUCAGAGUAAAAAUAAGCUGACAUUCAAAGCCAACUCAUGGUUGAGUCUUACCCUAGAAAGCUGAUUUCUUUAUACACACUUUUUAACCACCUCCCUCCUGCACAUUCUGUCCGUGAGAACCUAUAUAAUCUAGAGCGUAUUGGCCACCUUUUCUUACCAAACUAGAACAUUGCUAUUUUUAAAAUUGUUUCUUAGAAAAAAAUUUCAACUUUCUAUUGGAGGUUUUUCUCCAAGUAAAAUAUUUUCUUAUUAGAAAUCAGACCAGAUUAUGGUUGUAGUUUGGUUAUUGGUUACUGUCCAUUGGCUGUUACCAUUUCUAGCCAUUCAGCUUUCUUUCAGAGAAUGAAGAGGAGGGAAAAGUGAACUAGAAGUAAAGAAGUGCUUUUUCACCCUAAUAAAAUCUAACUGACAGGGGUUGGGUGUUCUCUAACAGUUAAAUUCUGUGACUGUGUAAAGUUUAAUUCGUACCAGGAUCAAGCAAGGUUAAGACUUAACUUGCGAAUUAUGCCUGCAAUUAGAAUAUCUUCUCUUUACAGAGAAGUUGCUUGUUACUGCUUUAUCUGGAGUUUCUUUAAUUCUCCUGUGACCAGAACAUGUUUUAAUUACUAGAGAGGUUACUAACUUAAGACUUUGAAGUGCCUCUCUCUUUCUCUCUCUCUCUCUCUCUCUUAUUAACCCUCUUCUGAGUUGCCUCAAAUGUUCUCCAUUGUCUUCACAUAAAAUGCUAUUACAAUUUUUGUGGGAUGUUUGUUGAUUAGUUUCCGUGGUGCCUGAAGGGAAUCAAUAGGGCAGAGUCAACAGUCAUCUGAUCAUCUGUUGAAAUACUGACAUGUCAGCAUUCUCAGGAUAGCUCUCAUUUGCUUCAUAAUCUGUGUGAUUAUCUGUGGAAUGCCUUGGUGCUUCCCGAUUCCCAGAAUCCAGAAACAUGAAGCCAAAUGUGACCAACCUGAACAAGUUCACACUGGGUCACAAGCCUUGAAGUGACUAGAAAGGGAUUAACCAAGUUAUUUCUCUGAGUGCCCUAUGUGUCCUUGAAGCUCAGCCCCCACCCCUACCCAAAAAGUUCAGGUUAAUAAAAAAAAAAAAUACAACAUGAAAACAAUUCUAGUUGAAAAUGUUGUAGAAUGUGGAGAGGUGCUCCUUUUCCUGCCCUAUGUCUCAGCAAAACUAGCCCUGCCUGGCAGAGAAAGGAAGGGUGGCCCGCUGGACACUUGCCACCCAGAAUGUAGCUCUGUCUCCUGAAACCCCGUUCCCUUCAUCUCGGGCCCCAGGAGAGGGCAGGGCUCCCGUUCUGGUCACUGCUGAAUCCCCUCUUAGAAUGCUGUGUUUGGGCCUGGCCAAUAGUAACAACACUUACUGAAAGGCAGCAUGGAAGCUGACUGGGUUCUGGGUAGCCUACUUGUCAUGUAAGUCACUUGGUAAAGUGAAUGUUCUCUUUUCUGCUCUUCCCCCAGGACUUUUUAUUAUGGCAGUCUCAUAGAUGGAGAUAUACUUAAAACCUAGCAAACAUCUGCUACCUAGGAUCUGCAGUAACAUUUUGUUAGGUUUGCUCUGUGAUGUAAUAAUGUAACUUGUAGUUUUUCUUUAAGACUGUUUAGUCCUGAACUAAUUAAACAACAUGUAGUUGUCUAAAAUUCUCCUUGGAAACUUGUGAUAUUUUAUUGUAACCACCACUUUAUGCCAUCUUGAAAUUUGUGUGAAUGUUAUACGGAAUUUUAAUCUUAUUCCUUUGUCUACAGGAGUAUUUUUCAUAAAGGAUUUAU